Molecule: messenger RNA, 852 nt
Organism: Zasmidium cellare ATCC 36951
Lineage: Eukaryota; Fungi; Ascomycota; Dothideomycetes; Mycosphaerellales; Mycosphaerellaceae
Exons: 2
Coding region: 1-852 (283 amino acids)
Cellular component (GO): proteasome core complex
Molecular function (GO): threonine-type endopeptidase activity
Source: RefSeq, a predicted model, not a curated record
AUGGACGCGCUGGUCGCCAAGUACAGCGGCCCAGCGCACCAGGAGGCCUUCGCCGACGAGGACCAGCAACAAGUCACCGCCGACAUCCAACCGCCGCUCUCCCUCAAAUUCGCCCUCCCGCCCAUCGCCUCAUCACAACAAUGGCUGCGCGCCAUGACCGACGACAACUCCAACCCCAACUGCCCCAUCAAGAUCGCCCACGGAACCACCACUCUGGCCUUCCGCUUCAAGGGGGGCAUCAUCGUGGCGACGGAUUCAAGAGCAACGGCAGGAAACUGGAUUGCGAGUCAGACGGUCAAGAAGGUCAUUGAGAUCAAUAGCUGCUUGUUGGGCACGAUGGCUGGUGGUGCCGCGGACUGCCAAUACUGGCUCGCAUACCUCGGCAUGCAAUGUCGUCUCCACGAACUCCGCCACAAGCGCCGCAUCACCGUCUGCGCAGCGUCCAAGAUCCUCGCCAACCUGGUCUACAGCUACAAGGGCAUGGGUCUCAGCAUGGGCACCAUGUGCGCAGGCGUGACUCCAUCAGAGGGCCCAGCUCUGUACUACAUCGACAGCGACGGCACUCGACUAUCAGGCAACCUCUUCUGUGUCGGAUCCGGUCAGACCUUCGCAUACGGUGUGCUGGACGCGCAGUACAGCUACGACCUGUCAGAUGAGGAUGCGCUCGAGUUGGGACGACGGAGUAUCUUGGCUGCCACGCACAGAGAUGCCUUCUCGGGUGGUUUCAUCAACCUGUACCACGUGAAGGAGGACGGAUGGGUCAAGCAUGGCUUCACGGAUACGAACGGGGUGUUCUGGGAUACCAAGCUCAACAAGGGCGAGUUCUCCAACGUUACGGCGGACUUGGACUAG